CGUAAAGAUGAGAGAGUGCAUUUCAAUCCACAUCGGGCAAGCUGGAAUCCAAGUCGGGAACGCGUGUUGGGAGCUCUAUUGCCUGGAGCAUGGAAUUCAGCCGGACGGGCAGAUGCCGAGUGACAAGACCAUAGGUGGCGGAGACGAUGCGUUCAACACCUUCUUCAGCGAGACUGGCGCGGGGAAACAUGUUCCUCGCUGCGUCUUUCUGGACCUCGAGCCAACGGUGAUUGACGAGGUGCGGACCGGAACUUAUCGCCAGCUCUUCCACCCCGAGCAGCUCAUCAGCGGGAAGGAAGACGCUGCAAACAAUUUCGCGAGGGGCCACUACACAGUUGGCAAGGAAAUAGUCGACUUGUGUUUGGACAGGAUACGCAAGCUUGCCGACAACUGCACGGGUCUCCAAGGAUUCCUCGUGUUCAAUGCUGUUGGAGGUGGAACGGGGUCCGGCUUGGGAUCUCUGCUUCUAGAACGCUUGUCCGUGGACUAUGGUAGAAAGUCCAAGCUCGGCUUCACCAUCUAUCCAUCUCCGCAAGUCUCCACCGCGGUCGUCGAGCCUUACAACAGCGUCCUCUCCACGCAUUCGCUGCUGGAGCAUACCGACGUGGCUGUUCUUCUCGACAACGAAGCGAUAUAUGACCUCUGCCGACGAUCGCUGGACAUAGAAAGGCCUACAUACACAAACCUCAACAGGCUUAUAUCUCAGGUGAUCUCGUCGCUCACUGCUUCUCUUCGCUUUGAUGGAGCUCUCAACGUUGAUAUCACCGAGUUCCAGACCAACUUGGUCCCAUAUCCUCGGAUCCACUUCAUGCUCUCGUCCUACGCGCCAGUGAUCUCGGCCGAGAAAGCCUACCAUGAGCAGCUCUCGGUCGCGGAGAUCACUUCCACCACCUUCGAGCCAGCCUCGAUGAUGGCCAAAUGCGAUCCAAGGCAUGGAAAGUACAUGGCGUGCUGCCUCAUGUACCGCGGAGACGUGGUUCCAAAGGACGUGAACGCUGCCGUGGGAACGAUCAAGACCAAGAGAACGAUCCAGUUCGUGGACUGGUGCCCGACGGGAUUUAAGUGUGGAAUCAACUACCAGCCACCGACGGUCGUACCGGGCGGAGAUCUUGCCAAGGUCCAGCGAGCAGUGUGCAUGAUCUCCAACUCCACCAGCGUCGCCGAGGUCUUCUCCCGGAUCGAUCACAAAUUCGAUCUCAUGUACGCCAAGAGGGCCUUCGUUCACUGGUAUGUCGGCGAGGGAAUGGAAGAAGGGGAAUUUUCCGAGGCGCGCGAGGAUCUAGCCGCAUUGGAGAAGGAUUACGAGGAAGUAGGCACGGAAUCGGUGGAAGGCGAUGGCGAUGAAGGCGAGGAGUACUAGAAAUCUAGCUACAUUGGAAGAAAUGUGACCUAGCU
Selaginella moellendorffii is the source of this 1395-nucleotide messenger RNA. Its product is annotated as tubulin alpha chain. Gene Ontology annotation, biological process: microtubule cytoskeleton organization; mitotic cell cycle. The record is from RefSeq and is a predicted model, not a curated record. Gene Ontology annotation, cellular component: microtubule; cytoplasm. Gene Ontology annotation, molecular function: structural constituent of cytoskeleton; GTP binding. The transcript is spliced from 4 exons. Bases 8 to 1360 code for a protein of 450 amino acids. NCBI's taxonomy places the organism in Eukaryota, Viridiplantae, Streptophyta, Lycopodiopsida, Selaginellales, Selaginellaceae.